AAUACUUUACUGUACAGCUCUGGAAUGUCCUGUUUUCCUGCAGAAAGGUGUGGGUCCUGUUCACAGUGUCCAUUAUCAGAUGGGAGCCUCUCCUGGAAAGAGGAUUAACCCACAACAUCACUCCCAGCCACACAGACACUGAAUCAGGCACAAGGCUCCAAAACAAACCUCACCCCAAACUCUAAUCCCAGACCCUUCCCCACAGGAAUCCCAGGGUUGCUGGAAGCAGUUAAACACUGUGGCAACGAUCAAGAUGGAUUUCUAUUAUUCAAAGGAAGGACAGAUACGCCAGUUUAGGCUUUGGGGAAAGGACAGUGGUCGUUUUUCUCACUCAGCUGUGACUGUGAAUCCAGACUGAUUCCACUUGCCAUUCCUUUGAGGGAAUCACAGCUGCUGGAAGUCUGAGGGCCACAGCAGCUUAAAGGGUCUGUAGCCGAGCACCAGAGCCUGUGCUGGGAAUUAAAUAGCAAGAGAAAAAAAGGCUUUUCUUUCCAAGAGAUCAGGAAGAGGAAGACAUGUGCCUGGAGAUAAGGAAAGAUAAAAGCAUUCCAUUUGCAGAGGCCUGUGAUAGGGAUCAAGAUGUUCAUCUGCCAAGUCAGUAAUUUUGUGGCCGUAUGACCAUGCGGAGUUUCCGUUCCUGUUACCUUUUCCCACACUGACUGAAGGCACCAGAUUGUUGGCAUGGAAGUUCCUUUUGAGUCUCUCUGAGUGGCUCAGCCCUUUCGGGGAAUUGCACAGGCUGAACUCGAAGGUUCAGAGAGAGAAAGGCCAUUCAAAGAGUCACUUACUGAUCCCCACCUGAGAGAAGGCUCAGUGAGACAGAAAGCAGCAGCAUGAGCAAGAACACCAGUGACAGAGGGUUCAGCGAUGCCAGUUCCCUUCAAGCAGAUCUCUCCAAUCUUGUGAUCUGGGCACACAGUCACGGGACCAUCUGCAACCAGAUCCCAUCCCUGGCAUUUGUGCAGAACAUGGGUCACCUGAGCGAUGGCAGCACUGUGGUGUGGAUGUGCACAGUUGGACAUGCCUAUCACUGGCACUGUGGGAACUUACAUGACCGAGGUGAAGAAGAGACUGAGGCUGUAGGAAGGAGAAAGAGGCUCCUGUCUUCUGAGUCUUUGGCAAGGGAAUCCAAAUUUGAGGAAAAGAGGUUCAAGCUGACCCCAUCAUCUUUUGAGAUGGGUCAAGCAGAUUCUGGGAGCACAGGGUUAUGUGGCAGAUCCCAAGGAAUCAGUGGCAGGAAACCUGUACCAUCAAUAUCUGCAGAAGAGAAGUACUUGCCAAAGUUUGAUACUAGAGUUCAAACUGGCGAAGAGGACGAGAAGUCCAAAAGUGACAAAGACAUACAGCUCAUCUCUGAUGAAGAGAAGCAUGAGGCAGAUGAAGACAACCAAGGAGACAGAAUCAGCCAGGAGAAUGUGUCAGAGCCAUCUGUUGAGGAGUUGGAGAUGCCUCACUGCCAGACGAGGGCAUUGCACCAGCCAGCAGCCUCCCAAAGAGCUGCCUGUGCCCCCACAGCAAGGUCUCCUGUCAGUGACUCAGAGGACCUGAGCACAAACAUCCUGAAGCUGGGUCCUUUCACUGCUACAGGGCCCACAGCUGAAACUUCCAGAUCAAAGAGCCUCCUGGGGUCAGAAACACCAAAGGUAUGUUUCAAAUCCCUUCCCAUCCUCAGCGCUAAGGCCAGGGCCCAGCUUGAAUCACAGCCCUCUGUGAUACUCUUUGAGUUCCAAGCCGCUGCUGAUGUUCAGCAACAUCUCCAGCUGAGCCCUCCCAAGUGUAGCACACCGAGAAUGGGCUCCAGCAGGGAUGGUGCUGAGAAUGUGAGUGAGGACAGUGACACAUCCAGGCAGACACCUUGUUCUUCAGCCUUCCAGAGUCCAGAGAGCCAUCCACCUGCAGCCUCAAAUGAAGAUGUGCUGAAGAAGCAGAAGAAAACCAAUAGCACUGGAGACAUAGAAGUGUUCAAAGAGUGGCUGAAGUUGCACCACCCCUCCGAGACACGCAAGAUCCACACGCUGCCUCCUGCAGACCUUGACCACUACCUGGUCUCGUUCUUCAGCUCUGCCAAGAGACAGAAUGGCAUGGAUUUUUCUUCCAAUUCUUUAAAUUUCUUCCAGCACAACAUCAGCCGGUUCCUCAAGGACCACAACUACCCAUACAACAUAUUGAGAGGGCCAGAGUUCAGGGCCUCUCAGGAAGCCUAUAAAUUAAAUCAUUGGUGUCUGUUCCUAAAGGAGGAAGGGUGGAGUGUUGUGGAGAACAUGACAGAUGAUGAUGUGGAAAACCUUUCUAAGAAGGGAAUUUUAAGCAAGACACACCCUCAGGGCUUGCUACACCUCAUGUUCACCAGCCUCAUUAGGGGGUUUGGGGCCAGCACCCACUACCAGGCCCACCAGCUGUACUGGGGACAGGUGGUGCUGAGGAAGACCAAAGGAGAGCUGGAGUACUUGGAGUGGAAAGAUGAUCUGAGCCCCAAGGGAGACAAAGAGGAGCUAUGCCCACGGCUCUUUGCCAAGCCUGAGGAUCCAGAGAACUGCCCAGUUGCUAGUUACAAGGAGUAUGCCAGGAAGAGGCCACCAGACAUGCUGAAAGACAACCACCCUCUGUACCUGUUUCCCAAGUCACUGUGCUCCGUCUGGGACGAAGUGUGGUACAGCAGGAAGGCACUGACAAAACCCAAAAUUUAUAAGAUCUUGAAAGUUAUUACCCAGGAAGUCAAAAAAACUGAAAGGAAGACCAGGAAACUGGUGUGUCCCUUUGGCUUUGCCCCUUCAAGCUCUCCAAAGCUGGUCUGAAGCAGAAUCCUAUUGCAAUAUUUGGUGUAGGUUGAGAACAAACGUCCUUCUGCUGGGCUUCACCUUGGCACUGAAGGUACCUACAGAUUUGCAGUGCCUUGGCAUUCAGAGAAUCUCCUUUGUUGUUGUUUCUGUUACUGGAAUUGAUAAUUCAGUGAGUUAAGGAGAAUCUUCAGUUUCACAUUUGCCUAAAAAGUUAAUGUUCUACCAUGUGGUCAAUGCUGUUAGAAACAGUGCUGAUACAGAGAGGGCUCAGAGGUGGCAGAGCCUGGCCAGGAGCAUCAGCUGCACCCACAUUUUGAGGGUGACACCACACACAGCUCAGCCUGGGGCACAGACCUGCGGGGAAGGAUGAGCAACAUGAGGAGAGUGAUGACGCUGCCGAUCCCAACCUCAUAGGAAUGCUUCUGACAAGGUUCAGGUCAUUUCCCUUAGGGAAAGAUUCAUAGAUGGAAGAAGUUAUGGCUGUUUAAAGAAGUUAUUUAAAGUGUCUGACAAUGUUGAAAGGUUUUAUAGUAAGUGGUUUCUGUGGAGUGCAAAACACAGCUCCACUAAGGCACUGGGAGGUGAGCUCAACUCUGCUCAGCUGCUCCAGUGCUGUUUAGAACCUUUUUGGUUGCAUUGUUGACAGAGCCAAAUAAAAGAACCUUUAAUUCAGCCCUGUCUGUCUGUGCCUGAACAGCAGGUGAUGCUUUUCUGUAACACUGGUGUGGUCCCUGUUGUGCUCAGUCUCCCCUGCUCCCAGCCCAGUGGCAGAGCUUUGAGCCCUUUGAAGCCCUAUGAACCAUCCCCAUGGUGUCAAACGAAGCCU
This is a messenger RNA of Poecile atricapillus (Black-capped chickadee), 3606 nucleotides long. RefSeq lists its product as uncharacterized. The record is from RefSeq and is a predicted model, not a curated record. The transcript has 4 exons. The coding region runs from base 834 to 2795 and encodes 653 amino acids. Lineage: Eukaryota; Metazoa; Chordata; Aves; Passeriformes; Paridae.